Messenger RNA from Pezoporus occidentalis (night parrot), 2914 nucleotides. It is a transcript of the gene PURG, whose product is annotated as purine rich element binding protein G. Gene Ontology annotation, molecular function: purine-rich negative regulatory element binding; DNA-binding transcription factor activity, RNA polymerase II-specific; RNA polymerase II transcription regulatory region sequence-specific DNA binding. The transcript has 3 exons. The coding region runs from base 78 to 1040 and encodes 320 amino acids. The record is from RefSeq and is a predicted model, not a curated record. Lineage: Eukaryota; Metazoa; Chordata; Aves; Psittaciformes; Psittacidae. Gene Ontology annotation, cellular component: nucleus. Gene Ontology annotation, biological process: regulation of transcription by RNA polymerase II.
GCGGCGGGGCUGCCGGAGACGGCGGCGGCUGCUGAAGGGCAACGGCGGCGAUGGGCGCUGUGGGCUGAUUAGUAAAGAUGGAAAGAGGCAGAGGAGGAGGAGGAAGGAACCUGGGAGGCUCUGGCCUGCACAGGAGCAUUUAUUCCCAGUCCCAGCAGCAGUACCAUUACCCGGCCUCCUCCCAGGGGGGCUGCAUGGAGAUCCAGGAGCUGGCCUCCAAGAGGGUGGACAUCCAGAAGAAGCGCUUUUAUCUGGAUGUGAAACAGAGCUCCCGAGGCCGCUUCCUGAAGAUCGCCGAGGUCUGGAUAGGAAGAGGCAGGCAGGACAAUAUCAGGAAAAGCAAGCUGACCCUCUCCUUGUCUGUGGCUGCUGAACUGAAGGACUGCCUAGGGGACUUCAUCGAGCACUAUGCCCACCUGGGCCUGAAAAGCAGUCACCGGCACGAGCACAGCAACGGCAAAGAGCAGCAUCCCCGGAGGCGGCAGCAGCACCCACCGCCUUCGCCUCCGAUGUCCGUUUGCUCCGAAGAGCACCCUCACAGUGUCCUCAAAACGGAGUACAUCGAGAGGGACAACAGGAAGUAUUACCUGGACCUGAAGGAGAACCAGCGAGGGCGCUUCUUGCGGAUUAGACAAACCAUGAGUAGAGGACCUGGCAUGAUGGGUUAUUUUGGGCACAGCUUGGGACAGGAGCAGACAAUCGUCCUGCCAGCACAAGGGAUGAUUGAGUUCAGGGAUGCUUUGGUCCAGCUGAUAGAAGAAUAUGGCGAGGGGGACAUAGAGGAUCGCCGGGGGGGAGGUGAUGAGCCUCCAGAGCUCCCCGAGGGCACCUCCUUCCGAGUGGACAACAAGCGCUUCUACUUCGACGUGGGAUCCAACAGGUACGGCAUUUUCCUGAAGGAGUCUGUUAAAUUGCACCCAAAUCAUCUCCAUGUGUCUUAUGAAAGUACCAACCUCCUGAGUCCGUCUGAGUCAGCUGCUUUGAGUGUUGAAGACUAUGGAAGUACACGUAUCAGCAUAAAACAAAAUCUGGCACUCUGACCUUUAAGUAGUAUAGAUAAGGCUUGUGUUGCACUCUCAAAGUGAUACAAAAGCAAACCAAACCCCAAACCUUAUGCUGAAAUGUAUCAGUUUCUAUGAUGUUUUUUUUCCGGGACUGAAUUCUGCUUGUCUUUGGUCCAUAGGCUGAGCAGCGCAUCUGUAGGGUUUAUGAUAAAAAUCAACUUUGUGUGAAUUCAUGGUAUGGGUAUGAGGGGAGAGAGAGGUUUUUAAAUUGGCAGCUGCUGGUUGUUGAGUUUGAACUGAUAGCCUGCAUGGGUAAAACCUUGAUAACUGGUCAGACCUUUAUUACGUGCUGGUAAAGAUUUGUUAUUCAUUCUGUAGUUUUGUGCUGAACAAAUAACCUGAAUAUCCUGGGAUAGCGAAGCUCCACUCGAGCACUAAGACUCAUGGCAAUGAAUAAUAACCCAUGUAUGUGUUCUGCCCAUGUUCAUGCCCAUGCUGGUGAUUUCUUGGUUUUCAUUUUCAAUGCAUUUGUCCAAAAUGUGAAAAGGUAUUUUCAUAGUAGCUGUGUUAUGGGUUCCAACAGGCAGGUGGGGAUGGAGCCAGGGUUUGGGGGAGGAGGGACCACCACGACUGAGGCUUUCUCCCAGAUAAGAGAUUAAUGCAGUCAUGAUGUUACCUGGUUUUCUCCUCCUGCAGCAAGAAAGACCUUGGGGCGGGUUUGGUGCACCAUUGGGCUUGUAUAAAAAGGCAUCUCUCUCACAUUUACUGGUGGCCCUUCAGAAGUGGUGGUUUACGCCCAGUUGGUUUUUUUGUCAUGUUAAUUUUACAGGUGGUGGUGUUGUUAGGAGAUGAUAUCUGUGCCCUGCCAUCACCCCCUUCCCACCUGCUCAGAGCUUAUGGAGCAAUUCAAUUCCCAGUGGCCCACCAUCAGUGGUUUCAGUGUCAUCCCACUGAAGUCUCUGGAGGGAAGAUGUGUACAAUUCCUUGUUUAGAAGAUUGAUGAAAGGUUUUGAAAGCUCCUUAUCACUGCUUAAAACAUGAAUACUCAACGUAAGGGGCUUUUCUAGCCUUUGGGUGACCAGCUCCUUCCCCUUUGAAACCAGCGGAAAUUUGAUGGAGCUCCAGGUACUUCCAAUAACAUGUUGCCCACCUUUAAGAUUCUUUUUAAGGAGGCAUGAACGUGUCUGAUCAGAUAUUUAUCAUAAUUUGAAUUGUUUUUUAACAGAAUGGCCCAAUGUUCAUGUGGACCAGCUGUUUUCCCAUGCAGCCAUGACAUGGUUUUAUUUAUUUUUAUUUAAUCUCUUGAGAAAUGUAUUUAUCCCCAGCCAGACUGUUGAUCACUUUUAGUCUGGACCCACCUGCACGCUGCAUGGCCACACUCAAUCCAAAUGCUAUUAGCUGCUAAUGUUAUUAACCAUAACGAGAAAAAUUGGGGAUGCAGAGUUGGGAACCAAGAGGAUAAUCUGGACUUUAGUUUGGAAACUAUAAACUAGUUGAUCUGUUUUAACUUAAAAAAAAAUAAUUAAAAAAAAAAAGAUAAAAAAAAAAAGGAAAAAAAAUCAAAGCUUGCACCAAAGUCACCGAAGAACCUUUAGGAAAGUGUUACAGUUGUGACAAGAAGUAAUUUAAUUUCACUGUUUUAGGUGAUUCUCCCUUUAGGUAAAACCACACAUAGCAGAUACAGCAAGCAAGCUUUUGUCUUCAUGUCAAGAAUUCCCAUCCACUUCAGGUUCAUUUUCAACUCUGGGAGAGAUGUUCUCGCCCCACUGCUUCAACUGGUAUCGGAGCAUGACGGAUCAGCUGGGAGUUGCAGGGGGUGCUGGUUCAUCAUUGCUCUUAGGGCUUUGGUCCCAAUGGUUUUAACAGGUCAAUUGCAAACAAAAUCAACAUAAAAAUAAUUCUACAUCCCA